Molecule: messenger RNA, 12141 nt
Organism: Xyrichtys novacula (pearly razorfish)
Lineage: Eukaryota; Metazoa; Chordata; Actinopteri; Labriformes; Labridae
Source: the annotation of a GenBank genome assembly
UGCCCAUAAAUAUGACCGUAAGAAAUAUAACAAAAUGUCACUAGAGCUUAGAUAAUGGUAGGGAAGUUAACUGUGACCUGUUUGAGACCGUGGCCUACAUUGUCAGCACUUGAACACUUAAUGUGUCAAAAUAAAAGUUUCAACAUUAUCAAUAAUGGCAGAUAUUUCAACAACAAUUCCACAAAAGUAAGAAAAUUUCAGUUAAAACGUCAAUGUUACGGAUUCUAUCCAGAUUUUAUAACUUAGAAAUCAUGAAUGUGAAAUGUAUUUAAUAAUAAACCCAUAAAUAUAGAUAAGGAAGGCUAGAUGACUCGAGGCGGAGUCACCGGCGGCCAUCUUACUCCAGUAUACCAUUCUAGUUCGCUCUAUGGUAGCUGACUGGAGGUGAGUAAUCUGCAUGAUCAAAAAUACUCUUAACUCGCUGAAAUCUUGACAGAUUUACAAAUGGUUUUGUUCAUCACAGACCUUGAUAACAUGGCUGUGAGUCGGAUGCUUGGACAUAUUGAAAUGGCAGCUUUUCUUUGAGAAAUUUAAAGACUUAAUCAUGAAGCACAGUUGUUGUUAGGGUAUUUUCUUUAGCCAGUCAGCUAAAGCUCCACCCCCUUAAGGGUGGUGGAGCUGUGUCACUCAAAUAUCCUGGAUACGCUGGUGCUAGAUCUCUGGAGCCAUGGGCCUCCAACAACCAUCCUCAACAAGGACCUUGUACCCAUGUUUAAUAUCACUCAGGCUCCCAAAAUAUGUUGUGCUUUGUUACUACCCUACAUGGACUCCCCUUCAGGUCAACAAGAUGCAAGCAGAAUGUUUGGUAACGUGGAUGGCUAUAUAUACUUGAACAGUCUCAGACCAAUUGUUGUUACACUUGUGAGUGGACGAGCGUCCCGUAGCAAAAUGGCCGCCGGCCUCCUUUGGCCAACAGCGUGCGUAAACCACCUAGCGUUUAUCUAUGGUCAGCACUUGCACACUUCAUCCGUAUCAGAAAAAUGGCAGAUAUUUCAACAAUAAUUCCACGAAAUCAAAAAAUUGGGAAAAAGGGAAAUGUUUCGGAUUCCAUCCAGACUUUAUUAAUUAAAAGUCAUGAAUGUAAAAUGCGUUUAACGAUGAACCACUCUGAACACUCGAUGUGAAAUGGCGCCCCCCCUUGGCUGCGCCCCUCAAGAAUCCGGAGCCGGAAGUGACGUUCGACACACAGCUCUAGGACCGCGUUGGGUAAGACGACUUUGUAGCUAAUAUUGUAGCUUUAAAAAUUACAAAAACUCAUCGGUGUUUAGUAUUCAAACCACAUCUAAAUUAACAUUUCACAUCAUUUACUCUUAUAUCUCAUAGUAGGUGGCGCUCUGGCGUCCGAAUUUGAGUUUUAUUCAUCAUCGUGAAGCCUGGCGUUAGCAUUAGCUCGCUAGCUUAACCGUCGUUAGCUGCAGUUACAGUGUUUGAAUUUCACAUAAAGGCCAGUGGAGCCAGCUGUUACACUCAGCUGUUUUUGAUGCACUUAGACUGUUUUACAAGUGACUUUGAUUUAAAAUAAAUCAUAGCGUUUUGUCUCAUCUUGGAUAGUGAAGCUUAAACGACCAUCUGUAAGAUUAAUGAUCGCUUUCUCCGCGGAAGUUACCGGUUUUAUUAGCUCAGCUGAUUACAUCCGACCACCUAACCAACGUUUACACACGACUUUCCGACUGUAUUCUUUGAAAUUAACCACGAUCAGCCUAAAUGCGAUAUUUAUUCGUGUUUGCGUGUCUAACCGAAGCUUCGUGUCUGAUCUUUUUGCAGAUGUCUGGUGAAAUCAGAGAUGAGCGGUGACAACAUAAAGUUGUUUGUGGGGAACCUUCCUUUAGAUGCAACUCAUGAAGAGCUCAACAAGCUCUUCGCGCCGUACGGAGAGAUCAACACCUGCUCUUUGCUCAGACAGUAUGCCUUCGUCACUCUGAAGGGAGAGGGAGCAGCUGACAGGUAUCCUCCUCUGCAUGAUCACGUUUACAUGAUAGUAAAGGGUGGUAUUUUUUCUCAGACAUGACAGAAUCAGAAUGACUUUAAUAUUCCCCAGGGGGAAAUUCCUUUUGGUACAGUAACUCCAGUGCAAAUAAAGUAGAGAGAGGAGAUAAAUGAUAGAUGAAGUACGUAGAAAUAAAGAGAUAAUAUACAAGUGUGUACACUAUAUACAACAUAAAGUAGUUUGCAUAUAAACAGCAAGCAGAGUCCAGGUAAAGACUGCUGACUGAGGGUGUCAGAGUCUCUGAAGGAGGAGUUUAAGGGCGUCAAAUUAAUUUAGGGUCAAACACACCGUAACACCAAGUUAGACACCCCCUAAGAAGAGAGUAGACACGAAGAGAGUAGGUGAGUUGUGUUUAGUCUCUUUGCGAAAGAAGUUAGGCAAAGUUAAAAAGAUGUUUGAUGGCUAGGACCCUAAUGCUGAUGAAGUUAGGUGCUGUUCAGAGCAUUAUUUGUGGCUAUAGAGUGGCGUUUUGCACGUGGAGACUUAGACCACUGUAUAUUGCUAUCGUGCAGUCGUUACUGAUUUUGUAUAACUAGAGAAGCAUGCGGUCAGCAACAUUCAUCUAUCGAGGGGGGUGUCUAACUCGGCCUUACGGUGUGUUUGACAAUAACUUAAAUUUACGACGGAAUAUCCCUUUUAACUUGGUCAAAACUAGUUGUUUUUUUCUAGGAAAAUAGAUGUAAUCAAACAUAAAAGUGAUCACAUUUAAUUUUUAUUUGUGUGUAUGAGCACAAACAUGAUACAUUUCAUUUAUAUGAUUUUAUUGUCCUUUUUAUCAUUUGCAAUAGAUAAAGCAGAAGUAAAACAAUGCGAUGUAACUUUUCUUUUUUAAAAGCAUGUAGCCCCAAUACAAUAUUUAUGAAACUCUAAAACUUCUUUAUUCUAAUCUGUCAUUAUACUUUUGUAUAAACAAAUGCAUGGUGUCCUUUUCUUUUACUCUAUAUAGAUGUAGAACAAAUGAACAUACUGUUAGUGAAAUAGAAAAACAAAUGUUAAAAAUGAUAUAGUUCAAUCAAACAAAAUAUUAGAGAUGUUCAUAAACUGGACACUUAUUACUUUUUUUAUCAUAGACGUUAAAAAAAUUAAAUUUUGCUCCUAUUUUCACAGGGCCAUACGGCAUCUUGAUGGUAAAGAGUACAGAGGAAGGCCCCUGGUAGUUGAGGAGUCGCGAGCACGCCCGCCCAACUCCACGAAAGUGUUUGUAGGGAAUCUCAGCGCAACAUGUUCAGCAGAUGACCUGCACGGGCUUUUCUCCACCUUUGGAAGAGUUCUUGACUGUGAUAAAGUCAAAGGUAAGUAGGAGCGCUUUCCACCAGCCUCUCUGUAAUAAUUGUGUGGUUUAACAGGAUAAAAUGCAGGAAUUAUGUUAAAAGGUCUGAUUUAUGGAUUACAUCAAAAGCAUAAGAUUAGCUUUUUAUGCUUAAAUACAGUAAAUAAAAAGUACCAAACCCUUCUUGGAAGUUACUCGGUCUAAUGGGUUUCCAUAGUUGGUAAUGCUUAAGAGUGAGUUACUAUUUUGGUAUUAAUGUUUCAUGCUAAUGCUGCUGUCUCUACCUCCUGUUCACUUGCAGCCAGAUUAUGCUCAAACGUUGGCUAUGCGUUUGUACACAUGGAGAGGAAGGAGGAGGCCAUGGCAGCUAUUGAGGCUCUCAAUGGGACCAUGUACAAGGGCCGUCAGUUGGCUGUGGAGCUGUCCAAAGCUCAGCCUUUGAUCAACCAGAUUGUAUCAAGCGGUAAUGAAAGAUAUCCCAGCAGUAAUUUCUUCAAGUGAAAUGCUAAAAACGGUUCAUGUUCACCAUCUAUAAUUAUAUUAUUUGUCCCUGCAGGCGGCAGGGAAGGGCUUCUUCCUCGACCACACCCAUCACUAGAGCAUCACCAGAGUCAAGCAGCUGUUCUUGCAGCUGCAGCAGCCGCUGCGGCCGGACUGCCCAUACAAGUAAGUGGAUUUAUUAGAAACCCUCAAGAUUUAUAUUCUUGUUUGGACACAGAUUUUAAAAAUUGUUAUCACCUGCCACCUCUGAAAUCUAUGUGAAACAAUUUAGAAAUGGUCAGAAUUAUCCAGUUUUACUUAACUUCAUGGUUAUGAAAUACAGUAUAACAGUAUUCUAAGUUUAUCACUUGAGAAAUAGCUUCCUGAACAUUAAUUACAGUGACAUUUGAAGUUAAAUGAAUGAAAUGUAUUUUGGUUAUACAUUACGUUAUGAUGACAAACCAUUACAAUUUGUUUGAAUCUAGAACUACCAAAAACAAAAUACAAAACAAAAUAUUAUCUAUGUUCUCUCUGAUUUCACACAAUCAUUUAAUCAAAAAAGGAGCAGGCUGAAGCCCAAAGGCAUAUUUAUACCUGUCUUAAACAAACUAUAAGAUAUCCUAGAAUAUCAGCAAACAGAAAAAAAAUUAAUGAAAAAUAAUAAAAAAAUAAAAUAUCUAUUACUCUAAAUUAUAGUCCCUAAUUAUUUUAUAUUUUAAAGCUUUUUUGAAAGUCAUCAUGGAGCUACACUAUUUUAUCAUUUCAUUGGGGGGGGAAUAUGUGUAUGUAUAUAUGUAUAAGUUUAUAUAUGUGUGUAUGUAUAUAUGUAUAAGUAUAUGUUUAUAUAUAUGUAUGUAUAUGUAUAUAUGUAUAUGUAUAUAUGUAUAAGUUUAUAUAUGUGUGUAUGUAUAUAUGUAUAAGUAUAUGUUUAUAUAUAUGUAUGUAUAUGUAUAUAUGUAUAUGUAUAUAUGUAUAUACACAUGUAUAUACACAUAUAUGUAUAUACAUAUAUGUAUAUACACAUAUUUUAUUUUACACAUAUUUUAUCAUUUCAUUGGGGGGGGAAUAUGUGUAUGUAUAUAUGUAUAAGUUUAUAUAUGUGUGUAUGUAUAUAUGUAUAAGUAUAUGUUUAUAUAUAUGUAUGUAUAUGUAUAUAUGUAUAAGUUUAUAUAUAUGUGUAUAUAUAUGUAUGUAUAUGUUUAUAUAUAUAUAUAUAUUAAUAUUUAUUUAUAUAUAUGUAUAUAUAUGUAUAUAUAUGUAUACAUAUGUAUGUAUAUAUAUGUAUAUAUGUAUAUAUAUGUAUACAUAUGUAUGUAUAUAUGUAUACAUAUGUAUAUAUAUAUAAGUAUAUACAUAUAUAUGUAUAUAUAUGUAUAUAUAUGUAUGUAUAUAUAUAUACAUAUAUAUAUACACAGAUAUAUAUACAUAUAUAUAUAUAUAUAUACAUAUAUAUAUAUAAAUAAAUAUAAAUAUAUAUAUAUAUAAACAUAUACAUACAUAUAUAUAUAUAUAUGUAUAUAUAUGUAUAUAUAUAUAUAUAUGUAUAUAUAUAUAUGUAUAUAUAUGUAUAUAUGUAUAUAUAUGUAUAUAUAUAUAUAUAUGUAUAUAUAUAUAUGUAUAUAUAUGUAUAUAUGUAUAUAUAUGUAUAUAUAUAUAUAUGUAUAUGUAUAUAUAUAUGUAUAUAUAUAUAUAUGUAUAUAUAUGUAUAUGUAUAUAUAUGUAUAUGUAUAUAUAUAUGUAUAUAUAUAAACGCUUCGAUAGACAAAGCAUUUUGGAUACAUGGCAGGGCAGGAGUGUUGCUUUGUUCUUCUCCUCUCCCUCAUUUGAAUAAAACCAUCCAUUUUAAGAAAACAGUGACAUGCUGUUAACAAAAUCAAACCCUGUGGAACACCAGGAGCAUAUAUAUUUCAGUUUUUACAGUCAUGAUGGAUGACAUAUCUUUAUAGGAGUGAAUCCCCUUCCAAAGAAACCGUCCUCUUGCAGUGCUAUGUUUUUACUGAAGCACAAAAUGGAUAAACUGGCAUCCUAGGCGUCUUUGUAUUUUGCAAGUGGCUGCUCAAAAUGCACCAGCUAGAAGAGGAAGAAGAUGAAAAAGGCUGUGGAUGAGGAAAUAAUUUAUAAUGAUAAAUAAUACUGAUGGGAGAAACUGGACCAGUGAAGGAUUAGGCCUAUAUAUCAGGGGAGCUAGAAGGCCAACAGUCCUCCACCAACACAGGAAUGAGCAGGGCAGAGUUAGAGUUCAGAAUCAAACUGCUAUAUAUCACAAGAUAUUCUCAUAUUUACGCACCAUAUUUUAAGACACCCUCAGACUUAAAAGGCGUGUGUGUGUGUUUGUAUAAGUCAGGUUUGAAUGUAUAGAAAAUGUGUAAACUGUCUCUGUCUCAUUAUUUUUGUAGGUCCAACAGAGCGUUCAUAACUCUUUCUACAACACCACAUCCUUCGAUCCCACCUAUGCUGCUCUGAAGGGUAUAACAAGCUCGAAAGGUGCCGAUGGAGUGAUCUAUGGCGCUCUCGCCAGCCAAGUGUACGGAUCUGUUGCUGAUCAGGUCUACCACGAUAUAGCCAAUCACAACCCUGGACCUGGUACCGCCCCCGAAGAAGUAGAACCACAGACAACCCCAGACCCAACGACUCUUUUUGAAGCAGCAAGAGCCAAGUUCUUUCAGGAAGGACAGAAGGUCCGUAAAAAUCCUUUUUAUUAUUGUUAUUAUUUAUUUGAAUCUACAUUUGUUCUCAAAUAUUUUAUGGCGCAUUUUCCACGUACAGGUUUUGGCAGAGCAGCAGGCCGGGAAGAAGGCAGCAGCCCCUACGGAAAGCGAGCGGGAUCGCAGCCCAAUCAGAGGAAACCGAGCUCCCCUCCUACCUGACCCAGUUCCAAGUUCUUUUGCUCAGAUACGACCUAAACGCCGCGCCCUACUGCCCACGCCGCCAGGAGGGCCUGAAGAGUCUGCAGCCGCAACUACAACACCUGAAGGGUCAGAUCCUGUAGCGAGGUACCCGCUACAUUUUUACUAUAUGAUCAGCUGAUGGCUUUGAGUUGGGUGAGGGGUUUCUGGGACGGUUGAUCACCAUGUUGAAGCAUGUAGGACCCUGUAGGCUGAAGUUGACUCUCACUUGUUAGGAACAGGGUGUCAGGUUUGACGUUUCAUCUAUAGAAGGAAGCUCUGAUGACUGUCGCUCUUUGGAUUUUCUCAAAAAAAUAAAAGAGAAUCAACUGUGUGGUCCAGGUCAAUAAAAAAAAAAAGGUUAUAUUCGCAACUUUCCAGAUUUAUGUAUCUGGAAAGUAUUUUACAACGAGGCUCCAGGACAUGAAGGAGCUGUUUGAAACCUUCUGAAUAUCUUUCCAUAUGAAGAAUGCUUUAGCAUCUGUUAUCACCACUGAGCGCGUGGAGUUAUUAGCAAGCGGUGCAUGGAAGAAACUUGCGAUACUUUGCUCACCACUUUUGGAGCUGCCGGCGAAGCCGAACUGGAAGCAGGGGAGGCGGAGGUGCUAGCAGAACCCCUCCACGACAACACCGUGGCACCGAGUUAUCAGGUUAGUCGUACUGCCAGUGUAUUUCACAGCAGCGUGGUACCUUUAGGAAAUCUUUCUUGUCAAGUCGUCCGUCUUUCUUGUAAAACUCGUAGUGUUGCCAAACUUUAGAUUUACAACUCGGAGGAGGGUAAAUUUGCUCAGGGUCGACAUAUUUGUUUACCUCACUCCUCGCGAUCCUGCUCAUCGCUAAUAAAUAUCCCUGCACAUAGAGUGCAUCUGCUGUGCUGAUACUUUGUAGUGUACAUCUGCGAGUCUGAAGAAAUUAUGGUUUGGUGCAGUAAAAAGAUAAGUGAUGUAUUAAACGGAUCAGAUUGUAUCGAUACAAACAUAUAAUAACGAUGCGUCUCGAUAUGCGUUCAAAACUGCAUUCACUCUCAACUGCUCAACCGGUGCACCCACAUCUCUCACCCACGUGACCGUGUAUCGAUACAUAUCGGUUUAUCUUCUCAUCCUUAGGCCUUGUAGAUCUGGAACUCAUCAUACUCUGGGAUAAGAAGGAGCUAAUUCAAAUAUUUAUGGUCCUUAAAGGGAUAUUCCAGUGUAUAAUUAAGUUAGAGUAAAACACUCCGUAGCACCAAGUUAGACACCCCAUCAAGAGAUGAAUGUUGCCGACUGCUUUCUUCUCUAGUUAUACCAACUUGAGUGACAACCACACGAUAGCAAUACACAGAACCAUGCACAAACCUCAAACAAAACACCACUCUGUAGCCACAAAUAAUGCUCAGAACAGCACCUAACUUCAUCAACAGUACAUAUAGGGUCCCAGCCAUAGUACUAGCCAUCAAACAUCUUUUUAGCUUUGACUAAUUUCUUUAGCAAAGAGACUUAACACAACUCACCCACUCUCUUCCAGCAGCAGCUUGUUUGUACGGAGACCUUGGGCGAGUCCAUCGAUUGUAUCGACAAGGAGAGGCAGAGCGGAGUUUUACAGCUCAAGGAAGAACAUUUAUGAUCAUUUCCUCAGAAAAAUGCAGUCAGACCGAGAAGCUAAGUCAGAAUAACUACAGCGUCUGCAGUGCAAAAUGAUUAAUAUGGCGAUUAUUACUUCAAGGAAAUGAUAAAGAAAUGAUCAUAAAUGUUCUUCCUUGAGCUGCGUCACCCCGCUGCAGUCGAUGGACUUGCCCAAGGUCUUGCUACAAACAAGCGGCUGCUUGUGGCUAUAGAGUGGCGUUUUGGUUGAGGUUUGCUCAUGGAGACGUAGACCGCUGUGUAUUUCUAUCAUGCGGUCGUCACUUAAGUUGGUAUAACUAGAGAAGCAAGCAGUCACCAACAUUCAUCUGUGGAGGGGGUGUCUUAAUUCGGUUUUACAAUUUCUUUAACCCUAACUUAAUUUUACGCCGGAAUAUCCCUUUAACGUUCACAGAAGUUAGAGAUGAGAGUAAGAAGGUUGGCAGCUCAAAGUUUCAUGUCUUGAUCAUGGUAAUUACACUCCAGUAUAAAUUCGAUGGUCAGACUAACAUUCGCUUCUUCUUUUCUUUUUCUCUGUGAUCUCCACUGCAGGUCUUACUCAGAAUACUACCAGCAAAUGCAUCAGUAUCAGCAGUAUCAACAGUACCAGCAACAGUACCAGUACCUCCAGUAUGCCUACACCAACCCGCCCCCUCCGCCCCCACCUCCUCCUCCCCAGCCCGCCAGCACACAGCCACAGGCCUCCACCACAGCCCCACCGCCCCCUGGGACAUACUCUGCACCCCCAACCUAUGCCCCAUCAGGCUCUUAUGCACCACCGCCGGGGACGUACGACGCUUCGGGAGGGUACGACACCUCAUCCGGGAGCUACAACACGUCUUCCGGGAACUACGACGCCUCGUCAGGAAGCUACGACACAUCCGGAGGCUACGGGGCAGCCGGAGCAUAUGAUUCAUCGGGAGCUUAUGCAGCAGCAGGAAGCUACUCCGCAUCCACACCGUAUGAGCAGACACCCGCACACGGGCAACCCAUGCCCCAGCGCCAUGAUUAUCCUUACCACACGCCAGAACCUCCUUAUCGAUAGUCCCACCCCACCCCCCAACACUUCUUUCACACUGCAGAUGCGUGUGAGUGUGCGUGCGUGUGUGUGUAUGCGCGUGCGUGCGUGUGUAUUUACAAAAGGGACAGUCUAAGAGGAAAAUCGAACAGGGAGCGAGGUUGUAAAUUGAUAACGCUUUCAAACGUGAAGCUUCUCUUUCUCGAUCGUAACGGAGUCUCCAACCAACUCUCAUGUCGGCUGUUGGCUGUUGAGUUGAGUGGUCGUUUAAAGGUGAACCGGGUCUUUGGACACAUAGGCUGAAGUUGGGGACAUCUGUAACAGCUUGGUCCUUGUUGAAUGUUAAAGUUAAACCAGUGAAGAACCAGGAACGCUACAUCCCCGCUCUUUUUUUUUUCAUUUUACAUAAAAACAUCCUGAAUACAUAGAACUGCCGGCCUUUCGUUGAUCUUACCCUGCUUUGACUCAGGUCUGUAUAGGAGGACAUGUCUCUGUUAUUCAUAAAUGCUAGAGAAUAAACAUCCAGACCCACUCAGUGGUGUUGGACCAGGAUCACCCUUCUUUUUGGAUUCAGCCUCUUUAUCUGUCCUCAUGGGUCAUACUUUGUAAAGCAGAUCUGCAGCUAAACCAGGUUGAAGCCGUCGUUGUUUCCUGGCUUGUGAGUGUGUGUCACUGAGCUGACAGCUUCAACUAUUUAUACUUCAAGUAGAGAUCAGUUUAAUACCCAAGCGUGCGUUUAAGCAGCAGGGUUAAAUUUUUGAGUUGAUGUCGGAGCAUUUUGGAAGAAAUAAAAAUAAGUGACUUCGAUGUUUGUGAAGAGAUUUGACCUAAAAGUUUCUAAUCUCAGAAAAAAAUGUCACCCUGCCAAAGAUCUGUGUUCGCCCGUAGAGCUUUCGAACAGAGCCUUCGAGGUCAUUUUGUAGUUUUUCACUUUCUACUUCAGUUUCAGGAGUUUCCCUUUUUUCUGAGAGGAAAUAUCUCUCGUCAAGUUCCGGUUAUUGAACUGAAGUUUGUCUUCUUUUUGACUGAAGUGUUGUUUUCGGUUCAGCGCAUCAAAUCUAGAUGAUGUUCAACAACGUGGGUGUAUUCGCUACUUUAAUAUACGGUUAAUUCUGUCACUUUCUGUCCGGUCUCAUCUUUGCUCUGACUGGUAUUAAAAGGAUACGAUCGGCUCGUUUUCAUACUGAAAAUUGCUACUUGUGUAAAUACUUGAAAUCAGAUUUUUAAAUGAGGAAAUAAUCUCGCCAAAAUUUGGUCACACGAGUAAAAAAUAGCGACUGUCAAAGCUAAGAUGAAGUGAUUGUAUUUCUCUUCCAGCUGUCUGAGAAAGUGACUCGAGGAGACGAAACAGGACGGAUGGGAUGUCUGGAGGAUAAGAGGUGGUCUGUUUGUGUGGCGUUGACUGACAGGAUAAGCAUCGUACUUGGUGGGCGAAUGUAGAACGCCGCAAAGUGGAAGACGGCUGAUGUUUUGUGGUGCAGGUUUAGGAAGUGAAACAUGAACAGUGAUUCACGGUUUGAGUCGAGCCUCAGGUAUGUGUAUUUUUCUUUGGAAAUAAUGCGCCGCUGAUGUUUGGAGGGCCGUUGACGCGUGGUGUGGGUGUGAGGUGACAGUCUUGGUGCUGCAGGUGAACAUAUAAAGGUUGUUUAGAAUCCAGCAAAGGCCACUGAGGUUCCUGAGCAGCAGUAAGAAGGCCCACGACCUUUCCUUUUCCCCCUAUCUCACCAGAAACACACACACACACACACACACACCUAAAUUUGACAGUUUGGCUUUCUCUGCAUUCACACAACAUCAUGACAACACCACUCUUACAUCUAAUCCAAAUACACACCUGGUCUUACCUGUACUUUAUAUAACUUGUACUAUCUGUUGGUCCGUGAUUGUACCACACACACACACACUAGUUACUCAUCUUAUUUCUUCUUCUUCUUCUUCUCCACUUGAGUUGGUAGUGACACACAGCCUCUCUAAAUUUCUGCAUUAUUCCACCUUCUUCCAUGUGAACUGUUAGUUGCAUGCCUUGUUGUUGCUGCUGCUCCAGCCACCUUCUUCCUCUUGCUGAUUAUUACAGCUAGAGUGGGAGGGAGCCAAACUGAGCCCUUGCCCUGGACGUACGCCACACGCAGCUCUAGCGUGGGAUGGGGAAAACAGCAGCGUUAGGCCUGAAAAUGCUGUGGACGAUGGGGUGUCCCCCUACUAAGGUAAACACUCAGACCACACACUCCUGCCCCUCCCCGAAACAUGCGUACAAACAAACACACACUCAAACAUUCACACAGAUAAACCUGUGUCCAUACAUCCUGUUCCUUACCUCUCGUUGGAAUAUUCUGAUCAGGAUUUCAAUAUUUUUGCAAAUGGAUUCGUCCGUCUUUUCUUUUUUUUUUUCUUGACCUUUUGCCUGAUUUUAUCCCCCCCGUUUUUCCCCCUCCAAGUUAUCCCGCUCAUACAUUCCUGCUCACAAACACAAGAUGGAGACAUCUUUUAGUCUAAAUCUGAACCCUCCUCUCUGAAGCAGUCAUGAUGUUGUUAGUACCUCCAGUACCUAACAGCCCGUCAUUCAAGAGUACCAGGCAGUCACAGCCAGAGCUGGAAAUGGGACAUUUAGCUAGGAUGGGUUGUUUUAGUUUUUGUUAAUGUGCCCUCGGGGGCCACUUUGGGGUUAAGUGCCUUGCUUAAGAGCACAUCGGUAGGCCCUUCAUUUCAGAGUUGAAUAACCUGGCUCAGGAUCGGUUGCUGGUUCAACGCUCGACUCCCCCCCUGACCCUCAAACGACGAUUUUUGAUGCCACAUUCAACUUGUUUGAAUGACAAUGAAAAACAAAUAUUACAUUUUGUUUUAAAUGACAUUUUGUCCUUUUGUUCAUUAAAAUGUUUAAUUAUCAAUAAAUGAAUUUCAACUGA